Linum trigynum is the source of this 1487-nucleotide messenger RNA. Lineage: Eukaryota; Viridiplantae; Streptophyta; Magnoliopsida; Malpighiales; Linaceae. The record is from the annotation of a GenBank genome assembly.
CAACCAAAAGGAAUUACAACUUGGACCUAAUUGAGGAGAUAGGGGGAAUCAUACCUAAGUGAGUUCCUGAACUGUAAUUAGUAGUUUUACUUAGUUUAGUUAGUAGGGUAGUUUAGUUAAUCAAUCCUUAAUAUGAUUUGCUAGAUAAUGAACUAAAGCUGAGUAAUAGUACAUCUAGAGACCCGAGGAUUCGAUAUUUAUUACUUGCACCACUAUACUGCAGUCCCUUUCAUUGGUUACACUUGGCCAUUGUUAGGUGUUGUGUCGUAGCGUGUUAAGUUUUUGGCGUCGUUGCCAGGGACUUUCUAGAUUAUUAGGAAAGGCAGAAGUUUGUUAUUUUAGCGUUUUCUUUUCUUUUCCACCCUUGCUUUUUACUUGGGUGUUUUUGUUUUUGUUGGUGCAGAUCUGAAUCAUGGAUCCUCAUGGCACCAUUGGGUGUAUCCACCACCAUCCGAAUGGUAUUACCCCGAGACUCCCUGGAGCAAUCAAGGAGGAUAAGACUAUGGAUUCGUGUUCCAGUACCAACCCCCUUACUACGGUGAACAAUCCGACCCCCUGGGCAUAUCAAGAACAACCUCAUUAUCAAGAAGAAUUUCUCCCACAACCAGAAGGGCCAUCGGAGCUGGAGUUACCCAUGGCGACCUUCACGGGCCAUUCUCCAGAGCCAUGCUACACUCCACAGCCAGAUCCAAACUAUGAAUUGAGGCUUCUCAUGGAGCAUUUUGCUCGAGACAGUGAGAGAUCAUGCUCCAGGAUGGAUCUUUGUACCCAGGCCUAUCGUGAAACAGAGGAGAUCCUCCUGAGCAUUAAGAAGUGCCUCGAUGAUAUUGAGAAAUCUUAUGCACAGUGAUAAGCCGUUAAUUGCACAUGUUUUUAUUCCUAUUCUGGAGCCGUUUGAGGUGUUAAUUCUCGUGUUUUAGGCCGAUUUCACGCUAGGUUGUGUUUGUUUGUGAUAUUUCAGGUCCUAGCAAGUGAAUGAAGGUUUAGGAGCGAGUUCGGGGUCGAUUGGACGAUGAUCGGGCGCGAGGCAAGUCAAAAAGGAAGACACACGGGCACACACACAACUCGCACGGCCGUGCAAGUGUCCAAGGAGGCCGUGUGGGAUUGUGCGAGAGCUCACACGGGCACAAUUAAUUCCCACACGGCCGUGUGAAGGUGUAGUUUGGCUGUGUGGAAUUCUGCGAGGCUUCACACGGCCAGGCUGGGUGAGCUACACGGCCGUGUGACCCUGACCGUGUAGGAAGCCUGAAAUCCAAUUACUCGGAACGCGGCGUUUUGACCUCACACGGGCAACUGGGUAUGCCACACGGCCGUGUGGCCCUGCCCGUGUGAGUCGGGAAUUUCUGGUUUUUACCCAAUUUCGGGCUGAAAGUGGGAGAAUCGAGUUUUCAGAGCAAAAACAGAGCCCUAGAGUGAGAAAGUACGAAGAACACAUCCUAGAAGCUAUCUUGGAGCUGGGUUUCAUCAAAUCAAGCUUGGAGAUCGUC